AUGUCUGGCGAUGACAGGAUGUUAUGGACACUGGGAGGAAAUCUCACGGAGUUUACUGAAAACCUAGAUGCCCUCCAGAGUUACCUGGCGCUCUCUUAUCAGGAGAUGAAUGCACCAUCAUUUUGUGUGGAGAGAGGAGCAGAUGGGAAGAUGCUUCUCCAUUACUACUCUGAUAGAAGUGGUCUGUGCCACAUUGUACCAGGUAUCAUUGAGGCUGUGGCCAAAGACUUCUUUGACAUUGACGUGACCAUGGAUAUCCUUGACGUGAAUCAAGAGGAGAGGACAGGGAAGAAGGAGCAUGUUGUGUUUCUGAUCGUGCAGAAGUCACACAGACAGAUGAGAAGGGCAAAGCCAAAGGGAUCACAAGACACUCAGGACAGCCAGAGAGACCAAGAGGCCCUGGAGGCAGCUUUCUUUAGGAUGAAAGAGAAAUAUUUAAGUGUCUGUCCCGUGAAAAAGUCCAGCUGGGAAGUUGUGAGAAGCAUAGUCAUGUUUGGAAAAGGGCAUCUCAGGGACACCUUUGAACCAAUUUAUCCCGAGUGGCUCUGGAUUGAAGAGAAGACAUUCUGCAAUGCUUUUCCCUUCCAUGUGGUAUUUGAUGAAUCACUGCGGGUCAAACAAGCUGGAGUGAACAUUCAGAAGUAUGUCCCAGGACUCCAAACCCAGAUGAUUCGAUUAGAUGAGUACUUCUCCAUCGUCCAUCCCCAGGUUACCUUCAAACUUUUCAGCAUCUGCAAAUUUAUCAAAUUUGUCCUGAAGACGCAAAGGGAGAUGACGCCUCAAGAAAAUGAGGGAAAGGCAUUGCAGGAGAAUGACACAGCAAGAGCCAAGGCAAGGCACCGUGAAGGUCAAUACUGCAGGGUGUUAUCCCUAGAACAUGCGGGAGAAUUUAAAACCUGCACAAUCCUCUUCAGCGAUGUGGUGACAUUUACGAACAUCCGUGCUGCCUGCGAACCUAUCCAGAUAGUGAAUAUGCCGAAUUUAAUGUACUCCAAGUUCGACAGGUUAACCAGUGCCCACGAUGUCUACAAAGUGGAAACAAUAGGAGAUGCUUAUAUGGUGGUAGGGGGUGUACCAGUGCCUAUUGGAAGCCAUGCUCAAAGAAUAGCCAACUUUGCCUUGGGGAUGAGAAUUUCUGCAAAAGAAGUGAUGAACCCUGUUACUGGAGAACCCAUCCAGAUCAGAGUGGGCAUCCCUACGGCUCCAGUCUUGGCAGGUGUCAUGGGGGACAAGAUGCCGCGGUACUGCUUGUUUGGUGACACUGUGAAUACAGUCUGUAGGAUGGAAAGUCACGGGCUUCCCAACAAAGUGCAUCUUAGCCCCACGGCCUACAGAGCCCUGGAUAAUCAAGGAAUAAUUGAGAGGGGUGAAAUUGAAGUGAAAGGGAAAGGGAAAAUGACCACAUACCUUCUGAUCCGGAACUUGAAUGCCUCAGAGGAUGAGAUCAUGGGGAGACCUCAAACUCGGCUUGAUCCUGAGGGUAAGCAAAAAAGAUAAGCCUCCCCCUGAGGACCCGUGCGACCAGUUUGCCCUGAACACUCUUCUCUUGCAUCCUGGAUAAGCGAGUGCUCAGGGACGUCGAGACAGCAGGACUCUGGCCGUCAUGAGGUCGGCAGACAGCCGGCGGCUGCUCCCCAAGAGUGA
Messenger RNA from Balaenoptera acutorostrata (minke whale), 1644 nucleotides. Its product is annotated as guanylate cyclase soluble subunit beta-2-like. Gene Ontology annotation, biological process: response to oxygen levels; cGMP biosynthetic process. Gene Ontology annotation, cellular component: guanylate cyclase complex, soluble. The record is from RefSeq and is a predicted model, not a curated record. NCBI's taxonomy places the organism in Eukaryota, Metazoa, Chordata, Mammalia, Artiodactyla, Balaenopteridae. Gene Ontology annotation, molecular function: guanylate cyclase activity; heme binding.